GUAUAAUCAAUGUCAAAAUCGCGUAGUUAGUCUUCGAUUCCAGCGUUUUUAUAGAAAACUUAUGAUAUUUUAGAAGUAGAUAUUUAUAUUUAUGCACAGAAUCCUCAAUUACAGGAUAUUGUAGGGUGGAAUGAGGAUGGUUCAGGGUUUUUGGUGAAGAACGUAAUAGCCUUUUAGGAUCAAGUGUUGCCAAUGUAUUUUAAGCACAGGAACUUCGCAUCUUUUGUUAGAUAGGUAAUGAGGGAGAAAUUAAUAGGGAUUAGAUGAACAUGUAUGGAUUUCAUAAAUCAAGAAGUGAUCAGAAGGAGAAUGAGUUUAUUCACCCUCAUUUUAAGAAGGAUCAACGGUGAGUAUGAUUGAUUAUGUUAGAAAUCUGUUGAAGAAGAUAAAGAGAAAAUCAGGGGAACACGGUGAAGAUUAGUUUGCCAUAAUGGAAUUGAAACCUCAUCGAAAUCAAAACAUAUCAGAUGUANAUAUAAUUAAUGAAUUCAUAUCAUAAAUUAAAAAAAUAAAAGUAAUAUUCUCUCUCAUAAAUUUAAAAAUGGUAAAUCCUAAGUUAAUUGAACUAAUUAAUGAUAUUAAUGCCCUAAAAAUACAAUAGUAAGAAGAGUUAAGAUCUGUAAAAUAUUGGGGUAAAAUGGAAAAAGAGUUUGCAAAGAAUAAUAAUAGAUAAAUAUUAACAAUUAAAUGAUAUUUUGUAUUUUAUUAGUAUAAGGAAAUAGAUGAUCAUAAAAUCUGUCACCAAGGGUAAACACUCUGUGAAAACAAUGUAUUGAAUAAUUUAAAUGAGGUUUACAAUUGGGAUCUUAGAUAAUAAUAUGUUAUAUUUGAUAUGGGCUUUGAGUCAAAGUAUUAAAUCCUUUUUAAUAAACAAUAGGAAUAUUAAAAGAAUAAAACUUAGAAUUUUUGAAAAGUAAGGGAAAAUAGAAUCAUAAUUCAAGAAUGAAGGGAAAUCAUCAUAACUCUAACAAUAAUUAAACUCCUCAUUCAAUUAAGAUAGGGUGCUGAUAUUUGAUCCUAACUAGGAAGGUGAAUUGUAAUAGCAAGGAGAAGAUCUAGUCGUGAAAGAUUCAAGUUGGAGCAUUUAUGAUGGUGAAAUAAUCCAAGUGUGA
Messenger RNA from Paramecium octaurelia, 1112 nucleotides. The record is from the annotation of a GenBank genome assembly. NCBI's taxonomy places the organism in Eukaryota, Ciliophora, Oligohymenophorea, Peniculida, Parameciidae.